AUGGGAUGCAUAAAGUCGAAGCGUGAUUACACUGUAAAGAACACCAUACAUUUGCAGGACAGCCACAAUAAUGACAAACAUGCAGGGGAAAAUAUUGCUUUGGUUGAAGCCACUGAAGAAGACAGUAAAGAUUUCCCCCCUGCCAAUCCAGUGCUCUUGGAAUACGCUGAACGCUUAUCAGAGGAAAUUGUAACUAAAGCUGUAAAGCAAUGGGCAGAAGUGGACAGGAAAUACAGUGACAUACCAUAUAUAGAAAGUGAUUUUCCCUAA
This is a messenger RNA of Staurois parvus, 270 nucleotides long. NCBI's taxonomy places the organism in Eukaryota, Metazoa, Chordata, Amphibia, Anura, Ranidae. The record is from the annotation of a GenBank genome assembly.